UAAACAUUUGGUCCAGUUGUGUCAUAUUCAAACCGGACCAAGAAUCUUUACCCGGGUCAAACUUCCCGAAUCCGGUCCAAUCAAACCAAUAAACCAGGGUUCCCAAAUUGCAACUGCAAUUGCAUCUGUAUAUAAACCCAAACCAAACGAAACCCUAGUUCGUUGUUCUCGCCGGCGAGAGGAGAAAAUGUCGACAGUACCAGGGCCACUCGUAUGGGAGAUCGUGAAGAAGAACAACUCGUUUUUGGUCAAAGAGUUCGGAAAUGGCAAUCAGAGUGUUCAAUUCAGCAGAGAGAGCAACAAUCUCUACAACCUCAACUCUUUCAAGUACUCCGGAUUGGCAAACAAGAAAACCGUUGCCAUCCAGGCUGCUGGUAAAGAUCAAUCUGUGUUGUUAGCUACAACAAAGCCAAGGAAACAGAAUACGCCUUCUGUUUUGUCUCAGAAAUCAGUCAUGAAGAAGGAGUUCCGCAGAAUGGCAAAGGCUGUUCAAAAUCAGGUGGGAGACAAUUACUAUAGGCCUGAUUUGAAGAAGGCAGCUCUUGCAAGGUUGAGUGCUGUUCAUAGAAGCCUCAAAGUUGCCAAGUCUGGCCUCAAGAAGAGGAAUAGGCACGCAUAAGUGAAAGCAAAUCACCAACAGUUUUGUCGCAUUUGAAGAUCCCUUGUUUUUGACUUCAUUUUUGUUUGUUCUCGAUGUAUGAGACUCCGUGCUAGAUUUUCUUGAGUUUUGAAAUCCAAUUCGUUAUUUACUAUAAAUAUGAAACCUUGGUUGAUCUAGGUCUUGAUCUAGGUCACUGAAAAAAUGAAGAAGUUUUUAGUGCUCUUUAGUAA
Molecule: messenger RNA, 831 nt
Organism: Lathyrus oleraceus (garden pea)
Lineage: Eukaryota; Viridiplantae; Streptophyta; Magnoliopsida; Fabales; Fabaceae
Product: 60S ribosomal protein L28-2
Exons: 3
Coding region: 188-619 (143 amino acids)
Biological process (GO): translation
Cellular component (GO): ribosome
Molecular function (GO): structural constituent of ribosome
Source: RefSeq, a predicted model, not a curated record